AUGAAACGCUUCCCAAACGAAAUCGUUGAUCACAUUCUAAAUGACUUGUACUGCAGCUGUCUCAACGAAAGGAGACCGACAUGCAACUACGCAACUGUUUGCCGGUACUGGCAAGAACACUUCGAGGUGAAGCACUUCAGCAAGCUUACUUUGACGUGGCUGGAUUUCCCAGAAUUCAAAGACUAUGUCGUCGGUGGAAGAAGGAGACUGGUCAAGCGCAUCAGGGUAAAGGUUCCAUUUGGGUACACAUAUCGUGGUAGCUGGGCCCCGUGGGCCGAUAUCUACGUUUAUAUGAUCACAACCCUUUUUGAAACCCUGGAUACAUGGUGGGACAUCUUCAACAGCAAGAAUCCAGGGAAAAUGACAUUGAAGAUCUCGGUCCUCGGCGCGAACCAAAUGAGGUUGGCCGACCUGCCGCAGAGGUUCAUUUACAAGCCCCAAUUAUCGGAUUCCAGGACACCACCAGUCCACGCGGUCAACCGUCUGGUGUUCCAUCCAGGCGUUUUCGACAUCUUUCGAAGGCGCCGGCGAAGCUUGCACUAUCUCCUGCGAAGCUUGCCUGCGCUGCGAGUCCUCGAUUCCGAGAAUCGAAGUAAGGAGCGUCAAAUAUAUUAUGGACGAGACUUGACCCUGCCCUCUGAACUCUACAUAGAUCUUCUAGGGAGCCUGCCAGUCUCCUGCGCACUAGGACUGGGUCUGGCCGGGGUCAGUCGACAGCUGCGACACCUCGCAGCGUCCUUCGUCGUCGAAGCGAGCCACUUUUUCCAGCCCUUCUGGCCACAACCCCCGAACGCGAGGCCCACCAACACGAGCGAAUGGGUCUGGGAGAAACUAGAGACGCUGGCACUGACGUCCUCGCUCCUCCGCCGCCCGCAUGAGAAUGCAAAAGAGGUGAACCAGCUGCUGGAGGCGACGAGCAUGGCCGUGAGGAGGAUGCCGAGGCUGCGCACGCUGGAGAUGUGGAACGGGGACGACGACCGGCACGCGUGCGUGUUUCGCUACAGCUACAGCCCGGCCUCGAGACGGGCCUCGCUCACGCUGCUGGGGACGAGUGAGAUCGGCAUCACAGAGGACACCGAGCGGUCGUGGGACGAGACCGUGCGCCAGAAGACGGUCAUGGACUGGAGCGAGGAGGUUCGGAUCCGGUUCGAGAGGCUGGAAAUCACCCCGCCCUUUAUGGCGGAGGCGGUGUCUUGGUUUUUGGAACAGCGAGAUCGCGUUGCCACGCCAAAGGUUGGUGAAACCCCUUUUAAGUUGCUUCUUUUCCACUCAUUUACUGACCCCAAGUACAGGCGCUAG
Messenger RNA from Diaporthe batatas, 1299 nucleotides. RefSeq lists its product as uncharacterized. The transcript has 4 exons. The record is from RefSeq and is a predicted model, not a curated record. Bases 1 to 1299 code for a protein of 432 amino acids. NCBI's taxonomy places the organism in Eukaryota, Fungi, Ascomycota, Sordariomycetes, Diaporthales, Diaporthaceae.